AUGUUGGCAUCAAGUUCGACCUCCGUGGCUGAGACCAGUGAACACAAAACUAAGAAGCAGAGGAAAGUCAACUGGACGAAGGAAGAGGACGAACAGCUCCUUGCGUUGGUUCAAGAUGUGGAAAUUAUUGAUUGGGAUAUGGUAGCAAUUCCAAACCGGACGAAAAAGCAGUGCAAAGAGCAUUUCGUCAACUGUCUAUCUGAAAAGGUGUCGCAUAAACCCUGGAGCAUUGAAGAAGAUAAUAUGAUUUACUCGUUACAAAAAGAACAUGGCAACAAAUGGACACUUUUUAGCCAACACUUUAUUGGGCGAACACCAAACUCACUCAAAAACAGGUUUUACUCACAUGUAAACAAAGCGCCUCGAAAAGAAGAGGAUGGCGACGUACAAACGAAAAUGGCCGAACUCAGAAGCGCACUUAAGUCGAAAUUCACAAAGGAUUUCCAAAAAUCGCCUCCAUCAGCUUUUAUACCAAUCAAAGACAAUUCCUUUGAGGUUCUGUAA
This is a messenger RNA of Entamoeba invadens IP1, 504 nucleotides long. RefSeq names its product trichome differentiation protein GL1, putative. The coding region runs from base 1 to 504 and encodes 167 amino acids. Gene Ontology annotation, biological process: regulation of DNA-templated transcription. Gene Ontology annotation, molecular function: RNA polymerase II cis-regulatory region sequence-specific DNA binding; DNA-binding transcription factor activity, RNA polymerase II-specific. Gene Ontology annotation, cellular component: nucleus. Lineage: Eukaryota; Evosea; Mastigamoebida; Endamoebidae. The transcript has a single exon. The record is from RefSeq and is a predicted model, not a curated record.